AUGUAUAACAGCCAUACUGACAUCUGGAUCGCCGGCGCCUUUGCGGCAGUCAUUGUCGACUUCAUUGUCUACCCCGUCGACACGCUCAAGACCCGGAUCCAAUCUCCGGACUACGAGAAAGUGUACAAGGAUGCGCGGACCGGCGCUGUGCGACGCAAUGUGCUCUUCCGGGGAGUAUACCAGGGCGUCUGGAGCGUGGUGUUCGCGACGAUUCCGUCGUCGGGAGCCUUCUUCACCACCUACGAAGCAGUGAAAAGCACCCUCCACGACUCCUCCAACCACAGCGCCUACACUACUGACGGAACGCCUAACGGACCACGUCUGCCCUUCACGCAUUCACUCCCCAGCCCCAUCAUCCAUGCCAUCGCCUCUUCGACCGCAGAGAUGGUCGCCUGCCUCAUGCUCACACCGGCCGAGGUACUCAAGCAGAACGCACAGAUGAUCAACGGCGGCAGUGGCAACAGUAGAAAAUCUUCAGAUAACCAUCAUGGUACAGGCAGCCGCACUGCCAUGCGCCAGGUACUGGCUCGAUUCCGCCGGCAUCCAUCACGGCUGUGGAGCGGGUACAUGGCGCUCGUGGGCCGCAAUCUGCCGUUUACGGGGCUGCAAUUUCCGAUUUUUGAGUGUGUGCGGUCUCAUCUGAUCGACUGGCGGUGGAGAUGCAAAGCUGCUACAGCUACUGCUAGUACUAACCCCAAUCUCACGAGUAAUAGCAGUAGUAAUGGCAACAGCAGCAGCAGUGAUGUCGAUAGCAAUGGCAAUGGUAGUGAAAUACCAUUUGCCCCAAACAAUACAGACCAGCUCAUCGAGCGCGCCGGACUAACAGGUCUCUCGGCCUCGAUCUCGGGGACCCUUGCCUCGAUCGUCACGACGCCCAUCGACGUGAUCAAGACCCGGGUCAUGCUCUCGGCCAGCAACAAUUACAGCAGCUCUAACAGCAAUGAGAACGCUAAAUUAGGUACAAAUGGCAGUUCCCAUGCCGACAAAAUACACAGCAAAGGGACGUUCGCUGUGGGCCGCGACAUCUUCUGCAAUGAGGGCAUCCGUGGGCUCUUCAAGGGCGGGGCGAUCCGUGCGGGCUGGACCGCUGUGUCGUUGAGCAUGUAUCUCAGUCUCUAUGAGGGGGGUCGGUUUUAUUUGGAAAAUCGGCGGAGAGAGCGCGAUGGGGUUGAUCGGCCGGGGGUUCGAUCGGAGGAUGGGGAGGCGGUCAUGUAG
Messenger RNA from Penicillium alfredii, 1215 nucleotides. Its product is annotated as putative mitochondrial carrier protein. The record is from RefSeq and is a predicted model, not a curated record. The transcript is spliced from 3 exons. Lineage: Eukaryota; Fungi; Ascomycota; Eurotiomycetes; Eurotiales; Aspergillaceae. Gene Ontology annotation, cellular component: mitochondrial inner membrane. Gene Ontology annotation, molecular function: S-adenosyl-L-methionine transmembrane transporter activity. The coding region runs from base 1 to 1215 and encodes 404 amino acids.